GGAAAAAAGAAAAAAAAGGAAAAUCUAAGAGGAAAAAAAAGGAUGAAAGGAAAAAAGAAAAAAAAAAGGGGAAAUCUAAAUGGGAAGAAGAAAAGUAAGAAAGACGCAAGCCUAGUCGAGGGGAGAACUACGGUCGCCGUUGUUCUGCAGAACUGUGCUAAGUUUUGAUUUCCUCUUUACUCCGAAGUGCAGCUGAAUUUCAACUUCCUAUUUAAAAACGAUUCUGGGAAGUUGAUAUUUGUCUGGAAGAUUUAGGGUAUUGAUUGAAAAUAAUCGUAUAGUGAUCGAUGAGACCGAUACGUUUGACGGAGCCACCUAGCCCUACCAUGGCCAAAGCAGAAAUCUUUGAAGGCGACGUUUAUGGCGUUAUAAGGCGUGCGGUUGUCAUCGGUAACGGCUCUUCCGGCUCUGAGAAUCAGUGUAUCGGUUUGGUUCAGGCGCUUGGCUUGGCUGAUAAGCAUGUGCUCUAUCGGGUUACAAGGCCUAGAGGAGGAAUAAAUGAUUGGCUCCACUGGCUUCCAGUUUCUCUUCACAAAAAAUUAGAUUAUAUCAUGACCCUGAUAGGUGUUUACACUCGGAUUUUGAUGCGAUCCGAAGGGAGGAAACUUAUGCCUCUAUCUUCAGAAAAUGGCGGAAGCCAGGGCUUGUCAUGCAUUUUAGAAGCUGACUUGAAGCAUAUUGUAUCUACGGUUCGGGAGACUUAUGAAAAGGAUGGACCUUUGUUGGUGGUUGCAUCUGGUAGGGAUACCAUAACUAUUACGAGUUCCAUUAGACGACUGGUAUCAGAGAAUGUUUUUGUUGUGCAGAUUCAACAUCCACGGUUGCGUUUGAAUCGGUUUGACAUGGUCAUCACGCCUCAUCAUGAUUAUUAUCCUUUAACUCCUCUAGCACAAGAGCAAGUUCCUCGAUUUAUAAGGAAGUGGAUAACUCCACGGGAACCACCGGAUCAACAUGUGGUCUUGACUGUUGGAGCCCUGCAUCAGAUUGAUUUUGCUGCAUUACGUAGUGCAGCUAGUGCAUGGCAUGAUGUGUUUGCUCCUCUUCCAAAACCCUUAUUGGUGGUCAACAUAGGAGGGCCUACAAGUUGCUGUCGAUAUGGUGUGGAUCUUGCAAAGCAGCUGGUAACCAGUUUGCUGAGUGUUCUUGCAAGCUGUGGAAGUGUCAGAAUAUCCUUCUCAGACAGAACUCCUGAGAAGGUGUAUAAUGUUAUUGUGAAAGAACUUGGGGAUAAUCCAAAAGUUUACAUCUGGGAUAGACAAGAGACAAAUCCGCACAUGGGCCACUUAGCUUGGGCAGAUGCAUUUGUUGUAACAGCAGAUUCGGUUAGCAUGAUUAGUGAGGUUUGCAGUACUGGGAAGCCUGUCUAUGUCAUUGGAACUGAGCGUUGUAAGUGGAAGUAUUCAGCAUUCCAUAAAUCCUUGAAGGAGAGAGGAGUCAUCCGCCCAUUUACAGGGACUGAGGAUAUCUCAGAAAGCUGGAGUUAUCCUCCACUGAACGAUACGGCAGAAGCAGCUACUCGGGUGCGGGAGGAACUAGCCAAGCGUGGCUGGAGAAUACGGCCAUAGGAAGUCUAGUGAGAAGUGUUACACACAACGUACGCUCCAGAUGUCAUAAAAAUGGGGCCCCUUCAUUAUUUGAGCAAUACUUUUGUACAAUGGUGCACAUAGGAACAGAGAAUUACAAGCAUUAAUGGUUUCAAAUCCAAUUCUUGGACAAAACUUAAGAAAAGAAUAAUGAAGCUAGUAGCAGCUGUUUGUUAGUGCGGCUUGUAUUAUAGGCAGAGGCUUUGGCUUGCUCUUUUCCACAGAUAUGGCAGCUCUUAGAUUUUGUUGAGAUAAUUUUUAUACCGUACGGUGGGAUAUAUAUUUGUUGUAAAUUGGUUCAUUUUAUUUGAGAAAAAUAAGCAAAGUUAUAAAUGAUUUUGUUACUAGCUACUGUUGGAACAAACAGAUAUGAAACUGACCAUUGGUUUGGUGGAAAUUGGUUCUCUGUGUAUAAAUCAUUGAAUGAGUUUGACA
This is a messenger RNA of Benincasa hispida (wax gourd), 2018 nucleotides long. It is a transcript of the gene ELM1, whose product is annotated as fission ELM1-like protein (DUF1022). The record is from RefSeq and is a predicted model, not a curated record. Gene Ontology annotation, biological process: mitochondrial fission. NCBI's taxonomy places the organism in Eukaryota, Viridiplantae, Streptophyta, Magnoliopsida, Cucurbitales, Cucurbitaceae. Gene Ontology annotation, cellular component: mitochondrial outer membrane.